AUGUCCAAACUGGUCUCCGAUGAGGUCGCCGAGGACUACAAGAGCUCCUUGGAGGAUCUCACGGGCAAUGACCGAUUCCAGAUCAGCAAUUUGACCGUCAUAGCCAAGGAGAACACCGAACAUGCCAUGGCCAUCUCCCGUGUAUUGGAGAAUCAUAUUCGAUCAACACCUCCACAGCAGAAGCUACCUGCACUGUAUGUAGUCGACUCUAUCGUCAAAAAUGUUGGAACUCCUUACACGCUGUUCCUGGGGCGGAACAUGUAUACGACCUUUAUGAACGCGUACACUUUGGUCGAUGCUCAGACUCGCCGCAAGUUGGAUGAGAUGCUGAAGACCUGGAAGGAGCCCGUUCCGGGUUCAUUGGAUACUCGGCCGGUCUUUGCGCCCGAAAUUACUCGCAGUAUUGAGAACGCCCUCAUCAAGGCACGGACGGCCGCUCUGCAGCAAGAACAGGCUCGAGGCAAUCGCGAUAUUCUCAAUCGUGGCCGUGGUACGCCGCCGGGCAUGUCUCGACCAACCAACAAUCAACACGGCACUAAUGGCCAUGGAUAUGGCACACCCACACCACCUCAAGGCCACAGUCCAGGUUCUGAACUAGACGCUCUCAAUCGAGAUCUCGAGGCCUGUAUUCUCUCAGCACGCAGUGACUUCGCCGCCGCUCCCUUUGAUCCCACGUCACAGCAACGUCUCAAGGCACUUCUUGACCUGCAGACAAUCAUGCGAAACCAGCAGCUCACCCCAGAUCAGUUGCGGCUUGUUCGUGAUCAACUUUCUGCCUUCAGACCGGCUCAGACAGUGCAGACCCCUACACCAAGUGCUCCUCCUCCUGCUGCUACCGCUGCCCCAGUCCCUCCUCCAGCUCCGGUCCCUACUCCUCCAUCCCAACCUGCAUCCCAACCCUUGCAAAAUCUUUUAAAUUCAAGAACUCUUGCCGAACUCAUUAAGAAUACUGCUAUCCGCCAGCAACCCACUCCUCCACCGGUUAUCUCUAAUAUCAUGCCCACAAUCCCUCAAAUGCCACAGAUGUCGUCUGCCAGCAACACACCGCAACCCGAAAACCCGCUGAUUACAGCUCUCCGAUCCCGUGGUAUUUUGCCUCCUGCAUCGGCUCCUCCAGUCAUGGGGUCUACCGGUCAGCCCUCGACUGGAGAGGCGCUGCCUUUCCUCGUGCCUGGUGGAAUGCGGUCUACACCUCCCGCUCCCACUCCGCCAGGGUCGAUGCCACUCUCAUCCACAGUUCCCAUGAAUACCGCAUCCAUGAAAAUUCCUCGAUUCGCUCUUGUGGCCUCUCUCUAUGAAGCCAAGUCUAAUCGAUGUGGAACGUGUGGACGCCGUUUCCCAAAUACUCAGGAGGGUAAAGAGAAGAAAGCACGACACUUGGAUUGGCACUUUAAGACCAACCAGCGCAUGUCGGAGGCUGCCAAACGUGCUCAGACCCGUAGCUGGUACGUUGAUGAAAGGGAUUGGAUCAAAUCCCGCGAGGUUGACGAUGACCAGCCCGUAGCUGACACGGACGCCACCACCGAAGGGGGCGCUGGUGCAGAGGGCAAUGCCGCCAAACAGGGUCCACCCCAGGCAUGGAUCCGGGCUCCCAACGAUGCCGCACUCCGGAAUACCCCUUGCCCCAUCUGCCAGGAGAAGUUUGAGUCAACCUGGUCGGAAGACGUGCAGGAUUGGAUCUGGCAAGAUGCCAUCAAGGUCGGCAGCCGUGUCUAUCAUGCCAGCUGUUAUGCCGAAGUUACCAAGGAUGGUCCCGCACCACGCAGCUCAACCCCGCAAGCACGGACUGGCACACCCGACUCCGUGCUGGGCAAGCGCAAGGCAGAAGGAACUGAUUCUCCCGGUGGAAAGACACGCAUCAAGACGGAGGCAUGA
Messenger RNA from Penicillium brasilianum, 1875 nucleotides. Lineage: Eukaryota; Fungi; Ascomycota; Eurotiomycetes; Eurotiales; Aspergillaceae. The record is from the annotation of a GenBank genome assembly.